GCCUUUUGCACGGAAUUUUGCCGGGUUGAGGCGACAGGAAGGCGAGGCGUCUCCUUAGCGGCUCGGCUAUGGAGAAAGUGCUGUGUAGCGGGCACGGUGAGGAGCCGGGAGGCGCAGGCUCGGAUCCCUGCGCGUGGGGUGCAGAUGUCUGGCUCUUUUUGAGAUUUUGUGCAACUUUCAAUACGGGUCGAGCAUGCUUUCACUUUUGCACCUCUCUUUGUUAUCUGCAAUUGGAUUCCUUGUUACCAGUCGAUGCUUUAUUAUUAUUAUUAUUAUUAUUAUUAUUAUUAUUAUUAUUAUCGUCUUGGGCGUUUUCGUCUCCUUUUUUUGUUUUGAUUGUAAUUUCUCAACACUAAAAGUAGUAAAAAAAUAGUAAAAACAGGAAGUUUGCUGGGGCGAUCGGGUAUGUCUUUACUUGCUAGGCACUAGGCUGCCUCCUUUCAGAGAGCUAAGGAAGGGGAAAUAGCAACACCAGCAAAAUAACCAGAACUACUUUGGCAAAGUAGGGGUGUGGAUGGCACUGUGGGUUAAACCACAGAGCCUAGGGCUUGCCGAUCAGAAGGUCAGCGGUUCAAAUCCUCACAACAGGGUGAGCUCCCGUUGUCCGGUCCCUGCUCCUGCCAACCUUGCAGUUUGAAAGCACGUCAAAGUGCAAGUAGAUAAAUAGGUACCGCUUUGGCGGGAAGGUAAACGGCAUUUCCGUGCGCUGCUCUGGUUCGCCAGAAGCGGCUUAGUCAUGCUGGCCACAUGACCUGGAAGCUGUACGCCAGCUCCCUUGGCCAAUAAAGCGAGAUGAGCGCCACAACCCCAGAGUCGGUCACGACUGGACCUAAUGGUCAGGGGUCCUGUCGGAGCCAGCCGUACAAAUGGCGAAGUUUAGCAUAAAAUUAUGACACAGAGAGCCAGCAAUAUUUUCAUGAUGGUAGGAGCAGCUCCUCUCAAACUUCCCUCUCCUCCUCCUGCAAACUUCUUUAUUCCUUUGUCCUCUCUCCAGCCGCAUGGCUGUUUGCCAGUGUCUCACGUUACCUCAUCCGGUCAAGGCUUUUAUUGCCCCCUUCACCAUAUAAGGUUAAUACAUUCCAAUACAUUGUAAAGCUCAGAGUGCUGGUCAGCCGAGGUCAGGGGGCACCCUGCAAUAUUACAAGCCUUUACCGUGGCUUUAUGACUCCCACAUGCCCUCUUUCUUUACUUUAUAUCAGAGUCAAUACGCGAUAAGCGACUCAUUGACACCGGAAGCGGGCCGCGGACUGGAGAACCAUGCAGUACAUAUAGAGAUUAUAGAAAGAAUACAUUGGAUACAGCAACACAAAAUAAUGCAAAUAACUACUAUAAUGAUCACUAAAAUCAAUAACUACUAUAAUAAUCACUAAAAUCCGGAAGCCAAGAAUAUAAGAAUUCUGAUUCCAAGCUGCAUGGUAGGCUUCCUGUAAGAGAACAAGAGCUAUUAAAAGUGAAAUUCAAUGUAUAUUGACAGUUUGGAUAUAUGCCCCAUGAUUCUUUCCCCUCCUUAAUUUGAAAAUAAAUGGGGGAAGGCUCAUGGAGGGUCAAUUAUACUGGAGGCCAAAAAGUUUGCUUAGGGCAUAUAACAUUAGUAAAUUGAAAAGAUCCAUUGACAGGCACACCAUGAAACAUUAUGCCUGAAUGACUGGCAUACACACCCAACAUUUAGAAGCAUGCAAGAAACUGGCAAACAUAAUGAUAUCUUGUACAAAAAUAUCAUCCCUCCAUAUCUUAUGAUAAUUUUCUCCCCUAAAAGUCUCAUUCAACAAUGCUGUUCUUCUAGUUCGAAAGUGGCUGAGCCGUGGAUACUGCCAGCCAGAGUAGGAAGCUGACGACAGCUGCUUGCCAGCCGAUGAGGUGAAAUAUGGUGGUUUCAACUGGACUGGUUGUCUGCUUCUCUUCCUUGUAUAACGGUGCAGCAAAGGAUGGCAAGGCAAAUGGUUAGGAACGCAAACACUGCCAGGUGCAGCUCGUGUGCAGCACCUCUAGGUGGCGCAUGCGGAAAGGUUUCAAUGCUUCACCCACAAAAUGUUGACAAAGUGUAGGGGAGUUCCGCAUGCCUUGAGGCAGGACAACCCACUGAUAUCGCUGGGUGGGCUGCGAAUUGUGAUAUACUGGCAAUGUAAAGCAAACUGUUCCCUGUCUGCUGGAGCCAGUGGGAUGAAGAUGGUUCAAUGUGGCCAAAAGUCAAUUGUUCAGAAAUAAGCUGUUCAGAGAUAGCUGGUGCCGCUGCUGCGGAUUUUUCUUUGGUAGAGGCCACUGUUCUACCCCCCCUGGGGUAUCAGUGAUCCUGGUUUGCCACACUGGAAACAAGUUGUAUCGGUGGCUACAGGCUGGUUUUCAUUUAGCGCUGCUGCCAGCAGAUAAGCCUUGUGGGUGGCUGCACCGACAGACUGACAAAUGCGAAGCAUGGCUGCUGUGUCUGUGGCAGGAUUGUGUAUUAUCGGUCGCAAUGCAAGUUUACAAUCCUCAUUGGCAUUUUCAAAGGCCAAUUGUUUGAUAAUUAUUUGUUUGGCUUCAGGAUUUUCAAUUUGGCGACUCACUGCUGUAAGCAGCCUGUCCAUAAAGGAAGAAUAUGAUUCUCUUGCCUCUUGCCUGAUUGAACCCCACCUUGAUUGAAUACUGGUGGGUUCUGGGAUUUUUCUCAUUGCUUGUUUAGCAGCAAGAGCAGUGUCCCUCAAUAAGAUUUGCAGCAGUGUGGCUUGCACUGAAGCUUGAGCGAAGGGACCACGCCCCAACAUGGCAUCUAAGACGUCUGCGAGGGUAACAUUUGGAUUAUUUCCUCUGACUUGUUGUAACAAGGCUGGAGCAUAAGCACGGCAGGCAGUUUCCCAUUCGUGGGCAAACAAAACACCAGCUGAUGGGGGCAACACUGUAUGGGCCAAAAGCUUUAUGUCCUCUGGAACCAAGAGCUGGGCUAAUGUGGCUUCUAAAAGCGCCUGCGUAUAUGGGGCUUGGAGUCCAUUGGCCUUUACUGACUGUUGCAGCUCUCUCAGAAUCUUAAAGUCAAAAGGUUGGUGUUGGGCUUGGGUGCCUGCUGGGGCACCAGCAGGGGCACAAUAACAGGGAAUGCCAUAGUAUCCUGAAUUAAGGAACAGCCAAGGACUGCACGUUGAAAAGGAGUAGCUGGUUCUGCCACUGAAAGAGCAGGAUCAUUGCCAGCCAGACCACGGUAUUUUUGCAGGAUUGGGUCCUCAGGUGAGGAACUGUAGUCCGGAGGUUUGGGGUCUGGAGCUGCUGCUGGCAAAGCAAGUAUUGGAACAGUCUCUAACACAGCAGGCUGAAUUAAAGAAGCUGAAGGUUGUGUUGGCAAUGCAGCCAUGGAGAUAUUUUUUGGUGAUAAAGAGUCCAUGGCGUAACGAACCUUGCACCAUGCAUUUAGAAUCCGAACACUUAUGCUGGGGUGCCCAUGAAAAUGGUCCCGGUGCUUGUCCCAAUGUUUCAAUUCCCAAGUCCCAUCUGCAGGAAACCAGGGGAAUGCUCUUUGAUAGCCAGAAUGAGCUGUAUUAAAUCACCAUCCGGAACUUCCAAUUUGUUGGAGGAGAGGAGAAAUUUUAAGUCUUUUAAAAAUUUCUGUUGGGGAGCAGACAAAGAGCUGCCCAUUUUUCUAAAAUCAAUAUAAAUAAGGGAUCGGAACUCACCGGGAUCUUUUUAAGAUGAUUAGCGCUUGAAACCCUGGCCGGGCGUAGUGAGCCGAUGAUAUCCUUUGCUAGGAUCGAUAAACCUCACACGGUUUCCUUUUAAAAGCCUCAGUCUGCCUCAGACUGUUUUCUUUAAGUUGCCUCACACGGUUUUCUUUUAAAAUCCUCUUAGUCCUCAGACGUAUUCUUUUAUUCUGCCUCACACGGGGCACCACUUGUCGGAGCCAGCCGUACAAAUGGCGAAGUUUAGCAUAAAAUUAUGACACAGAGAGCCAGCAAUAUUUUCAUGAUGGUAGGAGCAGCUCCUCUCAAACUUCCCUCUCCUCCUCCUGCAAACUUCUUUAUUCCUUUGUCCUCUCUCCAGCCGCAUGGCUGUUUGCCAGUGUCUCAUGUUACCUCAUCCGGUCAAGGCUUUUAUUGCCCCCUUCACCAUAUAAGGUUAAUACAUUCCAAUACAUUGUAAAGCUCAGAGUGCUGGUCAGCCGAGGUCAGGGGGCACCCUGCAAUAUUACAAGCCUUUACCGUGGCUUUAUGACUCCCACAGGGUCCCUUUACGUUUACUUUGGCAAAGAGCCUGGCAGUGCUUUGCGCUCAGGUGCGUGUCAGGUUUCUGUGCCUGGCUGCAAAUCAGGGCCAGAUUGACAGCUUCUGCUGCCUGAGGCUGAACAGCAAUUUCUGGCCCUUCAGCUGCUGCGAGACUACAGUUCCCAUCUCUAACCAUUAGCCAUACUGGCUGGUGGGAGUUGGAAUGCUGCAACUUCUGCAGGGUAGACUGUCGGCUGCUACUGCCGAGGUACAUAGCCAGUUCAGUAGUUAUGGCUUAAAGCAAAAAAAGGCCAUAAGCUUCUCUCUCCCUCUGUGGCAGUAAAAAUACAGCAGCAGCAAUAAUACCUUAACUAACAAUUUGCUUCCCUUGCAUACCACCCAAAACUGGCAGUUACCCUACUCUGACUGAUGGGCCUAUGCUAAAACGCAGGACCGGGGAAGAACUGGAUUCAUAUAAUAAUGGCAUGGGUUGACUAUACACACUUGAGCUCAGUGGGUCUUUUGAGUACACAUAUAUAGGCUAGUGUUGCACACUCUGUCCCUUUCCUCACAAGGCUGCAGACCUCUUGGAAUGACUAGAGGCUCAGUAGCUAAUCCUGAUGAGAUUGUUUGCAAUACUGACAAAUGGAAUUCUUACUGGUUGAAAUAUGGAUUUUAACUUUUUCUUAAGCAGUAGAACCCAAAUGCAGCGUGAGUCCUCACGCUGCAUUUGGGUUCUACUGCUUAAGAAAGAAUCACAGGUGUGAAUGUCUGUACAAGGCACAGAAGUGGCUAACUACAGCACUAGGAAGGCUAGUCUUUAGCAAGUCAAUAUGUCUCAACCUAACCUACCUCACAGGCCUGUUUUGAGGAUAAAAUAUGGCCGAGAGAGAAAAAGAACUUUGUAAGCUUCUUGGGGAGGGCAGGCAAAGAGUGAGAUGAAAAUGUAAUAAAGACAUGCAGGUUCUUGAAGUGAGAUGAAAUUUUGACUGAUGACACAGAGUCUCUGUCAUGUUUCUAUUUUCUUCAUAUUUAUCUUUCACUUUGUUCCUAUCCAGGGCAUCCCUGCCUUUUGAAGACUGGUAUCCGGGAUGGCCCAAACAAAGGCAGAAGCUUUUAUGUGUGUGGUGUCCAAGGCCAGCAGCCAUGUGAAUUUGUGCUGCUCACAAAGUAGGUUAAAUACCUUUCUGUCACUUUUAGUUGCACAGGAUUAAAAACCAAACCAAACCAAACAAACAAACCAUGGAAGAUGGUUUACGUUUAGUCCAAGUUACUUUUUAAAGGAGAGCUGUUUGGUGUCAUUGGAAAAUAGAUCUGUGCUGUAGUAACAUAUUUGGGGGAUUAGAAUAGGUUUCAAAUUUGGGAUCAGGUGAUAAUGUAUUGAUUGGUGAGUGAGUAGCCUUGGAAGGGAUUGCUUGCCUUUGUAGUAGAUGGCUUGGCUUAUUUAUUGCAUUAAUACUGAGUGUGGCCCCAUUAUGUGAUGCAAAUUUACCUGCUACGGUGCUAAUUGUGUAUAUGCCUGUUGAGGUGGUGGGAAUGUGGCCCUGGCAUGUGGCUAGAGUGUUAGAUUGGGUGGUCAUCCUGGGCAAAAUCUAACAGAAAAUUCUCCUGUGCUGAAGCUGUUUUAUGAUUCCUUAAAUUUUCCUGCUUAUAUCAAUAGCCCUUGUUCCUUUCCACAGGCUUUGCCCUUCUCACUGCUUGGUGCAUGAGAAACAUGUGGUGGACCUCCAGUUUUUGAUGCAGCAACAGGAGACAGACACAUACAAGUAUAUUUUCUGAAGAACCCUUGAUAUUUCUAAUGGCAGGGAUAUGGGGUAUUAGUAUUGCAAACUAGCUUCAUUCUCCAUGUUUUGUUUCCUUUACCAGGCUGUUCUAUCGCUGCAGUAAAGCUAAACUGGAAGGGAAGAGAUGGUGUGGAAGUAUCCCAUGGCAGGUAGAAAGAACAGAGAUUGGAGGAAGUGUAUUGGGUUUGGAUGUAAUGAAUAUUAGUAGUCAUGCCAUUUGUUAUGAAGAAUGGGGAACUACAGGACAGCAUUUUAAACUCAAUAGCUGUGUAGUUUCCGAAUCUUCAAAAAAAAUAUUAUUAUAACUUUUAAAAAGACAUGAAAAUAAAGAUCCCCUGAAUGUCAUUUUUUUAUCCUAUGUAUGAGUUUCUGUGCAACUAUUCUGCAGAAGCAUAGAGAGCACUUAGUUCUAGCUUUCAAGAUGUCUGAUUUAUAUGGUAAACUUAACAUUCCACCCGUGUGUUUUAUAGGAUUCUAAAGCCACCAUAUUGCCAAAUGAGCCACAAUCUCAGCAUGUCUCGGAAGCAAGUCUGCUCCAUAAUCAUAGAGAUCAAAGAAAUCCAUUCAAAGUACCAAGCAAGAAUCACGAAUCUUUCAAACAAACAAACUACAGUGAGGACAAAAACUUAUCAAGAAAUGAGGAUAAAAUACAGGUUUUGGAUAAAAAGGAUCAGCUGAAGUUGCCAUCUGAAUCUGUUAAGAAAGAACAUCCAGCACCAGAGAAGAUCCAGAACAAAAAGUUGGGAGAAAAAUGUGAAGAAUCACCCAAGGAAGGAAUAGAAACAGAAACAAAAGCAAGCGAGUCCACAACUGAAAUUAAAAAGCCAGUAUUUUUGGAUACACACAAAUGUAGUUCAAGCAAAAAGUUUGAGACAACUUCUGGACACACAAGGCAGGAUUCAGCUCUGAGAUCUGCUGAAUAUGGAUUGCAAAAAAAUGAAAGUCCAAAGCAGUCAUGGCCCAAGUUCAGUGGCCAAACAUUAGGUGUGAAGCCUAUUAAUGAGGCGCAACUUGGAAGGAGAGGAUCAGAAACCUGCAGGGACAAAGCAGUAAAAAUGAAGACAAGUAACAACCGGGGGACUGAAGAGACAACACUGAUGCCCAGGCAAGUUGUGACUGUUCAGGAAUUAACAGGCUUGCCAGCGGUGCACCCUAAAGAAAACCCAGAGAAACUAUUACAAUUUAAAACGGCUCCAGAAGAUAAAAGCAGUUCUGGUAAAAAUGCCAGCAGUGAUGAACGUGACAGAUUUGUAUCUUCCAAAUUGCCUUUUGGGCAGGAAUUGGAUUCCCAGCAGCAGAAGGAUCGCAGUCAAAAGAAUUUGUCUUCCACAUCACACAAAAAGGCCUCUUUGCAAAUGACAGAAAGUCUGGAUUCCAAAGCUCUUCAUAGCCAACUUUUAGCUCAGCUGAAGCAGAAAAAGGUCUCUCUUUCGAUCAUACACUUGCUUGCUUAUUCCUUCUGUACCUGAUCACCAAAAGCUUCCCAUGUCAAAAUAGCAACUCCUUGAGCCUUGGUAAAACUGGGCUAGUUCUACAAGAAUUAUAAACCAUUAAGGCGCUCAGACUUUACCUUAGGCCAGUGUCACACAAAGUGUGUUGCACACAUUUUGUCUGAAGCCCACAAGCUUGUAAUGAAUAUGCAGUUUAGCCAACACAUAGUCGUCAUCCCUCCCCCCGGAAAUAUUUGAAAGAAGCAGUUAACAAUAAAGCAUUUAAAUACAUAUAUCCAAAUCAGUGAUGUGGGUGUUCCGGAAAUUUUUGAAUUGCUAAUUAGGUUAAUUUGCAUCCAGAAAUUGUCAGUUGCAUUGGAAAAUUUUCUGAUGCUACAGUGAUGUACUUUAUGGUUUAUUUUACUCAUAUUUAUCAAAGAUAAAAAAUAUAGCCUAAUACUGUAUCUUCAAUUGGCAUCUAUUCAUUGUUACUAAUGGAAAAGGGAAACCUAAAGCACUUGAAAACUUUCUACCCACAUCACAGAUCCCUGUGUGAAAAUAUUACUAUAGUAAAUUUACUUUUGGGGCAAUUUUAACCCUUUAAACUAUUCUGAAGACUAUAAAAUAAAAUGCCACCUGAAGCCAGCCUUCCCAUUAGACACAGUGAAGCUUGAGUGAUGUUAACGGGCAGCAAAUUGUUAGCUAUUUGAUUUAUCAUGCUUUUACUGCCAGUGUGGGAGAGGAGCUUACGGGCUUCUCUGCCUGAGCUGCCACAAUAACAUGGCCACCCUGUGUACUAAACACCUUGAUUUAAGUGUAUUUGGGGCAUCAUUUGCUCUUCUGCUUUAGGCAGCCAAAUAUCUGGGGCUGACUGAUGGCAGCAAUAUUGCACCAGGUGGGUCAAAGAGAAAGGGAGGAUGAAUAGGGGCAGCAGCAAAGUGGAACAGAGCAGUAGUUUCUCUUCAACUUCCCCAAUACUCAUUUAUUUGCUGGUUCCAGUUAUGUGUGCUUCCUUCAUUCUCGUUGACAUCUGGCACUCUUCCUUCUUGGAAGUUCACAGGAAACAAUUCCCUAAUCCAAAAACAUAAGUAGUCUGCUUGGUUGGACCAAGCACUGUUCUCUCAGUGACUGACCUGUUCGUAGCAAAGGGAAGUCAGUGGGGAUAUGUAGACUUGUGCAUGCAAUGGAGUACAUGCAGCAUUUAUUAUAUGAGAGUCAUCCAAAUUCCUGCUUGCUGGUUGAUUUCUAUGUAACUCUUAAAUAUUUCAAAGCUGUUAUGGUGAAAACGUCUGGUAAAGGUGGAGAAGUUGAGCAUUCAGGUAGUCAAUAACACAUUUCUCUCCCUUGUUUUUCCCCCCCUUCUCUCUAGAACACUUUGAAAAUCGCGAAUGUUCAGGCUCUACCCGAUAAAGGCGAGCGGUUACUAAAGCAGGUGCAGGACCUGGAAGCAGCACUGAGUUCUCUGAACCUGGAGGCAGAAGAAAGUGUAAAGGAAGGUAAGCUUAUUCAUUCAGAAUUAUGAACAUCACGUUUCAUAUGCCUAAGGAAGAAACAUUUUCCUUUAUCAUUGAGUACAUAGUUGCAUUCUUUAUCUUCCAGAAGCAGCAGUACUGGUAUCAUCAGGCCUCUGCCAGGAGCCCCAGCAAAGGGCUCACUGAUAAUAACGCCCCCAUCCUGACUUGCUCCUCCUUUUCACCAUUGCAACCUGCUCAUUUCCCUCUCUUGUCUCUCUCUGGCCCAGACAAAGGUGGUGAGGAAGAGGAGGGGCAGUAGAUGCCACUGCCUGCUUGCUCAUUGGCUCUCUGUCUGGCAAGCAAGAAGUGGCAAGGACAAAGGAGCAGCUGAUGAUUAAUGGUGGCAAGGAGAUAGACUCACAGAGCAGGUCCGGAAGUGUCCUCCAAAACCUGGAGUCAGCCCUGACAGGCAGGGAAGUCAGAUAAGCUGCCUGUGUCCUAGAGCAGGUCAGCGCCAAGACCUCUCCCGUCAGUGGAAGGCCGCAGGUUCUCCACCCCUGGUUUAUCAAAACAAAAUAUGAAGGAGCGUUUGCAGCCUGAAUUGGUACUGUCCAGGAAAGACUGUACCACUUACAAUUUUCUGCAUAUUUCAAUCGGUUCUUACACAGCAGUAGACGUGAACAGCAGUAAGCGUGAAGAGAAACUGCACAAUCCGUUCUCCAAGACCACCGUAGAACAGCCAAAUACUGUUACAGGGCGAGGACCAAAGCCAUUCCAGGAGCCUCAAGUAGCCAGCUCCUUAGAGCUCCACCCUCCUUUGGGAUCUAGUCAGUGUUCCAGUAGCACUUAUAGAGGUAAGUGGGAGAGAGGGCAGCCAUGAUGAAAUCCAACAUGGUUUUGUUACAAGUACAGUGGUACCUCGGAUUACAGAUGCUUCAGGUUACAGACUCUGCUAACCCAGAAAUAGUAUCUCGGGUUAAGAACUUUGCUUCAGGAUGAGAACAGAAAUCGUGCGGUGGCAGCGGGAGGCCCCAUUAGCUAAAGUGGUACCUCAGGUUAAGAACAGUUUCAGGUUAAGAACAGACCUUCAGAACGAAUUAAGUUCUUAAGCCGAGGUACCACUGUAUCAUAUGAAGAUUGGGCUCCCCCCACCCCCAGCACAUUCAUUUACGAGUGGGAAGGAUUCCAUAAACGGGCCUUCUCAGCAGUGACUCCCCAUCUGUGGAAUGAUCUCUCCAGGGAAGUUCACCUGGCGCCUUCAUUAUACACCUUUAGGCGCCAGGCAAAAACGUUUCUUUUUAACCAGGCCUUUGGUCGAUCCAAUUUACAUCCUGUGCCCUUUUAAAAUGUAUUUUUAUUUUGAUUAUGUAUUUUGUGGUUUUAUAUCUUGAUUUCAUUCUGUGAACUGCCCUGAGACCCCAGGGUGUAGGGCGGUAUAUAAAUUCAAAUAAUAAUAAUAAUAGUAGUAGUAAUAAUAAUAAUAAUAAUAAUAAUAAUAAUAAAUAAUAAAAAUAAUUAAUAAAUAAAUGCAUAUUUAGCUGUGCUGUUAAGUGAAGACACUUCCCCAUGCAAAUGCUUAACCUAUCUUGCUUGAUGACACAUAACCGCUUAACUAAGUUCUGCCUUAACCGCUACAUCACACCUCCUUCAGAAUCAGCACUGUGAUUCCUCAUUGUUCUAAUUUUCCUGCUACUGUAUUUUAGAGGAUUCCCAUAUGCAGGCCCUUUAUGGAGGCCGAAUGACUGAAGACCGCCUCCGAGCCGUGUAUGAUGCCACCAGUGAUGCAAUCAACCAGCUUCACAGUUCCCUUAAGUCCUGCCCGAAGGAGGAGACAGUGGCUGAGGAUCCACCUGGGUUAAAGGUGAGCUGGGACAAAUUAAAAGCGUUGCGCAGCUUGCUUUCCCUAUAAUCUUUUCUCCCCAAUAUGUCGCCAAGUUAAAAAGUGUGUUAGCAGUGCGCCUACAAAUGUUGAGCGAUUUUUGUGCAGGCAAGAAAAAGAUCAUGGAAAGGGGUUGAAAUAGUUUCAUCUGUGAUCUUCUGCUUUCAGUAAAACCCUUCAAGGCUCGUCUUCCAUAUGAAACAAAUAGCUACAAAUGUUUGCUGCCGCCUAGCAAUAGGGAGCAAUGAAUCUUACUAAAUUGUACAGGUGCUGUGUUGCUCAUCUGCUUAAGAAGAAUGUGACAAAGAUUAAUAAAUGGCAGACUAGUCCCACCCAACCAUCUUAGUUUGUGGAAUCAUAGAGUUGUAGGCUGAUUGCAUAACCCCAGUUUUAAUGGCCUGGGAGUGCCCAGUGCUGUAUUAUUGCUAAAACAAAGUGGUUGUGGAUCUGGAUGGUAGCUAGCUGACUAUGAAGAAUCCCACGUAAGCUGCUCGAGGAAGCAUGGGAUAAAAUUAUUUCUAUAAAUAAAUGACGUGUCUUGUUUUAAGCUAAACUUUAUACUUUAUUGAGACAGAGGUCUGAGUGUACCUUUCUCCAAAAAGCAAUUCAUUACCUGACAUGUAUGCCAUUCUGGUUACCUUGGAAAUCAGGGAUAGGGAGCCUGUGGUACCCGUCAGUGCCAGCCAGCAUGAGCAAUGGUUCGGGAUGAUGGAAGUUCGAGUCUUGCAACAUCUAGAAGGCUUCAGGUUCCCCAUCCUAGCUCUAAACUCUGCGCAAUUGAUCUAUACCGUAAAUACAUGGAAAAGCCAUUAAUUCUGCACCUUUUGGCUGGCUUUCUCAGGUCUCCUUGCUCCUGCAUCAGAAGCAGGCGCUUGCUUGGCUUCUCUGGAGGGAGAGUCAGAAACCGUGUGGAGGAAUUUUGGGUAAGGAACUGUUAGAUAUUAUGUGAUUCUGGUGUUUGCUGUCAGAUAGAUUGUAAUGAAAGUAGCUUUGCUUUUAGGUUUUGUGUUGAACAAGGGGGUGAAUAGGAAGGUUGUGUGGCGCUUCCACCCUAAAAUAUUAAUCUGAGCUCUGGGAAGGGCCUUAGGCUUAUCACAAAUCUUUCCUAUGGCCCUUGAAGGAUUUACAAACAUCCUGUCUUGGAUGAUGGAAGGCUGUUAGUGAGAAUGGACAGAUCCUUACAAUACAAUCCUUACUUCAUCUUAAUGUUCAACUAGAGCUUCUCUUGGAUAAACCUGUUGACUAGCUUCUGAACCUCCAGGUAUUGUUGGACUACAACUCCCAUAAUCCCUGGCAAUUGGUCAUGCUGCCUUAGACCUGAUGGGAGGUGGUGUCCAACAACAUUUGGAUGACCACAAGUUGCCCAUGCUUGGAUGAAGGAACAUUUUCUACGUGUCAGAUCCAAUUCCUUCUGUUCCCUGAAGGAUGGGGCACCACAGCGAGACACUUAGCAAAUAGUUUUACCUGCCAGGCAGUUGAGUCAGCAAGUUAAGAUAUCCAGCACUAAACAUGCCUAUCACUCCCUGAUUUCUGUUUUGUUCUAUGCUGCUUUUUCUUCCCAGCGGAUGAUAUGGGCUUAGGGAAGACUCUGACAAUGAUUGCUCUUGUUCUGGUUCAGAAGUGUUUACAGAAAGACAAAGGGAAAGAGAAAGAGAAGAAACUCGAGCUUUCAGUGUCAAGGCAAGGUACAGAAAUAACAAGAUACCGCCAAUUUUAGCAGCACCGUCUGCACUUGUUUUUCACCAUUUAAUAAAAUGAGAUUCUCUUACUGGUUGGAAAGCAAAUGUUGCAAAUACUGCCUGCAGUAUUAUUAUCUUUUCUGCAUCACUGAGACAUUACCAUGAAACAUCUUUACCUGUUAAUGUUUGCAUUUCAAGAUACCUCUGUAAUCGCUUCCCACGGCACGCUGAUUGUCUGCCCCGCGUCUUUGAUCCAUCACUGGAAAAAAGAGGUAGAAAGACACGUCAGAAGCGACAGGCUGAGAGUCUGCCUGUACCAUGGAUCCAGCCGAAUUAAGAACACGACUGUGUAAGUGCACAGCUUCCAGCUCAUUGGAAGUUAAAGAGCCUUAGCCUGGUCCAAUGCUUAGGUAUCCUGAAUUGCAGAAGCACAGGCAUAGAGAGCUGAUGCAACAUAGUCACUUGAGUUAAGCUAAAGAACACCUUUUUUGUUGUUUGAGCCAAACUUGCUCUCAAAGUGCCUUAAGGACCAUACGAUUCCUUAUGCUCCACCUCUGAGAUCCUCUCUUGGGACACUUGAUGGUUUCCCAUGCUUCAGCUGGCCUUCAGUAGACACCGAGCCUUUAGUGCGGCAGGUACUGCCCUUUGGAACUCCCUACCAGUAGAAGUUCAGCAAGAACCACCCCUCCCAUCUUUCUGACACUUGUGGAAAAAGCAACCCUGGUGCAAAGACUGCUUUUAAGCUCUCAGCCUUGCUAGCUCUGGAACUGGUAGGGAUUCUCUCGCGAGACCUCGCGGGACAAUCUGACCUGUGAGAUCUCUCAAGACCACCCCCACCUUCCAUGUGUAUACUUGAAACUGCAAGCUAAAUGCACACAAGAUGUGGGCAAUGGGCAUACUGCAACUGUGUCCUGUUUUGUGUAUCUUGUUGCUGGAGGCCAUUGCUGCACGUCCUUACAAAGCGAAUGAGAAGUACUUCCUCAGUUAUUGGGCUGAGGUGAUUCUGCAGGGCGUGUUGUCUCUUCUGGUGUCGACAUACAAGUUCUGUGGCACCACGUGUUCUACUUUGUCUCUUCCUUUUCCCAUCUCUGCCAAGAAAAUAUACACACAAUUGAUAGAAGUCAAGUUUAUUGUUACAAUAUUCAGUUUAUAUACCUCCCUUUAUCAAAAGAUCCCUGGCCAGUGUACAACAUUAAGAACACAUUUCACAGAGCACUAUAAUAAAAGCAUAAUAAGAGACAGCAUAAUAAUAAACUAAUACUAAGAGCCCGCCCCCCAGUAUUAACAGGCCAUAGAACACAUAAUGGCCAAAAGCCUGGGUAAAGAGGAAUGUCUUGUAAUAAUGGUGCCAGGCAAGCCUCUCUGGGGAGAGCAUUCCAUAGACGGGGCCACCACAGAAAAGGCCCACUCUUGAGUUGCCACCCUCCAGACCUCCUGGGGAAUGGGUGGGGACAUGGAGAAGGACCUCAGGUGACAAGUUUGCCAUUGGUUCCUUCUUUUCUGUUCCUAAGAAGACUCCGUGCUGAGUUAUUCACAGGCUGUGGCUCCAAGCACUCUUAUUGGAGAGUAAGCCCAUUGGUCACAAUGGACUUUACUUCUGAACAAGCAUACGUACGAUUGGUGCUUGUGAGCUUGAGUGUGACCUUUUGGAAGCAGCCACACUGAUUCUGCAUCAAGAUUAAAAUCCUAAAGUGGUCAUAUUGCUUACCAGCUCUCCCUCUCCUCUUCUUCACAGGCUUUCUGAAUACGACAUUGUUGUCACUACUUACAGUAUUCUUGCCAAGGAAAUCCCUACACAGAAGGAAGAAGCAGAAGUUGCUGCUGACGACCACGUUGUGCAGGUGACUGAAAACAUGCCAGACUUUCUUUUAGGAGAUGCUGAGAUAAAAGCUGCAUUUUAGUCUUAAAAUGCGUAUGGUGGGUAGCCUUGCCAUCAGAUUGGUUUGUGCCAAGUUAGCAACAAGGAUAUCAUGCAUCACAUCUGAGUUGUGUAAUUGCAGAGAAGAGGAGAAUUUAGCCAAAAAUAAAAAUAAUUAAGUCUCAAGUUGAAAUAUGUUUUUUUUCAAAUUUAAGUGUUUUUAUUUGUUUGAAAUAUUAAAUCCUUAUUACAGAAGGAGUAGUUGUAAUCUAAUGUCAUAGACUCAGACCCUGACCAAAUUAAACUGUUUUCCAGCUAAACUCUGCCCCCUUUCCUUCCAAGUCUUGCAUUUUAAAAUCAGGUCUACUUCUGCUCUAGGAUAAGUCCGUUCCCUUCUCUCCCCUGCUCUGGAUACACUGGGCUCGAAUUAUACUGGAUGAGGCCCAUAACAUCAAAAACCCCAAAGUCCAGGCCUCAAUAGCAGCCUGUAAAUUGCGAGCUACCGCCAGGUGGGCCGUCACUGGGACACCCAUUCAGAACAACCUCUUGGAUAUGUACGCCCUGCUAAGGUGAGUUGAACACACCCAUGAUCAUGCCUUGUAGAUUAACUUUGAUUUGCAAGUCUCUUCUUUAAUCGGCCUUCAGCUUACAAGUUUUUCUCUCACUGUCUGUCACACAUGUUGCAAAGAAAGCAAAUUCCUGUUUUCCUAAGACGCACACCUUCAGAAAAUACGUGCACAUUUAAAAACACCUUAGGAAAAGUGCACACAUUAAAAAGGGGGGUUAACUUUUGUCCCAACACCUUUAGAUGGAAAAUAUUUCCUGGCCACCCCAAUUCCAUGGAGCCUAGUGGUUUUACUUCACCUGUCACUCCUGCCUUCCUCUUGCUGCCAUUUGCCCUCCUAGAUUCCUUCGCUGCUCUCCUUUCGAUGAAUUCAAGGUGUGGAAGAAUCAGGUGGAUAACAAUACAAGAAAAGGAGGAGAGAGGUUGACGCUCUUAACCAGGAGCCUCUUAUUGCGAAGGACUAAGGACCAGCUGGACUCAUCUGGCAAGCCUUUGGUAAUUGAUGGCCCAUCUCCUUUUGUCUGUCUCUGGGAUUUGUGUUCUCUUCACUGAUGGCCAGUUAGGGCUGUUCUGCACACGCAGCCAAAUGUGCCAUUUUCCUUCCAUCUGCAGGUUUCAUUUACCAGCAAAUGAAGUGUUCUGGCUCUUGAUGCUGAAAAGAGAUCAGAGCACUCCAGAAACAGGAAGGAGUGCCCUGAUCUGCUCCGUUGUUUCCUGAGCUCAUCACCAUCAUCAGCACUCUGGAAACAUUGGACUAGAGAGCUCCUUCCCCUUUCUGGCUCUGAUUUGCUCUCAUCGGCAGCAGCUAGACAACAGGCACUUCAUUCAGUCCUGAUGCCAUCAGUAAAUUGGGUCAGGGGCUGGCAGGCCACUGAAAAUGGCUUGGUGAGCUGCUGGUUUUCCACUCACCCGCUCCUGUUCUGUGCAUUGCUUAAUUUUUUCUUAACAAAGAGACUCUAAACAAUGGGAUUUUAAGCAUCUGUCAAAAUUUGCCUCUUUGGACUUACUGAGGCUGUGUUUUGGCUGCCUGAAAAGCUCAUUUUAUGAUUAGUUCAUUUCAUUAAAAUACAGAAGUGUAAAAGGAGCCAGUGCUCAAUUUGCAUAGAAUCCUUAGACCUGCUGGUGGGCAGAAAGCAAAAUGUGCCACCUGGACCUUUCAUAGGAGAAAUGUCUCCUUGAAAAGCCAUAUUAGUGCAAAUUAUACUGACACACUUUUCAGUCUGUUUCUUUUCUCUCUCUCUAGGUAUUGCUGCCUCAACGUUGCACUCGACUGCACAGACUAAAACUCUCUGAAGAUGAGCAAUCGGUGUAUGAUGUGCUUUUCAGAAGAUCAAGGUAUGAUAGAGACCUGUGAAGGCAUUAAGAAUGAGUUCAUUUCAGCCUGUAAAGGACAGUGUACACAAUGACCUCACUUUCUGUAGCCCUCCUGAUGCAAACCUGCUCUGCUCACAUCCCUUCCCUAGAUGUCCUGAUAAUUCAGUGCUCUAUGCAAUAGGAAUCACUAUCUUGGUCACAUACCACUUAGAAGCCAAUUUGGACAUGAAGUGGUACAUUGAUUAGUUCAUUAGUGGCGGUAGUGCGGUGUAUUAAUUCAUUUAGUAGUAGGGUGGCAUACUAGUUAUUCAUUUUAUAUACCACUUUGAUGUUAGAAGAAACUUCAAAGUGGUUUAUAAAAAGGCAGAGCACAAUAAAUGAAUUUAUUAAUGAAAGUAAUAUCACUAGUGUAGUAUCUUAAUUAAUUUAGAAGCAGUUCUAGUAAUAAUAAUAUCUCUGCAAAGUAUUUCAGUGUCCUCACCUCCUGCCAAAUAAGGGAGAAUAGUACUCCGCCGCCCCCUUUAGUGCUUUCACAUGCUAAGCAUUUUGUUCCUCAUUGACCUAGAUUCUUGUUAGUCUCCUGAUAGUUUAAAUGAGGACUUUAUUUUCUGGCAUGUUGAUGCUGCUGCCAUUAUCAUGUUGUUAGCAAGAUGAUACUAGGAACAGAAUGUGUUCUGUCUCAGCAGAGAGUCGUUUUUGAAAAGAGAACAGAACUGUUCUUUGGGGGGCAGGAGUCAAAUAUGCUGCCUCUUUCCCCCCAAGUUUUCUCUCCUUUUGUGUUCAACGUUGUCCCCAUCCAUCUACAUUUAUCGUGCUUAUACCAUGGAAACGGGUUGCAAAACUGCCUAAAUUUAACACUGGUUUCUUCAACCAGGUCAACCCUGCAGUCCUACAUCAAACGGCAGGAGAUGCAGUGUACAGGACAGCAGCUUGGGGAGAACCCAUUUGACAAAGGUUGGAAUUUAAACUCUUUGCCCCGCCCCCUAGCAACUGCAGAAAAAGUGUUGAGAGGGAUGUGAUGAGGGUGGCCUCACCCCCCACAGCUAAUUUUGCCCUGUUCUGUAGCUAUUCUACAGUAUAUAUUUCAGCAAUCUCCAGAAUACAGUGCAGGUGAGGGGAACUCCAGGGGCCGGAUGAGGCCCUCCAGCCCCCUCGAUCUGGCCCUCAAGGCUUUUUCCAAGUUGUGCUCCCUCCACAGCUGCAAAUCCCCCUCAUCCAGCUGUGCCCCUCUUCUUUGCACCCUCCCCAAGUGUUUUUGUCUGACUAAAAGGUAUCCUUGAACUCUGAUAAUGUUUUCCUAAAUGGAGGAUCGAGAGUGGGGUGUGUGUGUGUGUAAAAAUCGAGCCCACUAUGAGGAAAAUUUUCAUUUGUUGCCCCAUCCACUACCAGCCUGUGGUCCCUGGAAGAUUGCCCAGAUUGGGGUGUGGCCCUCAGUCUGAAAACGGUUCCCCAUCCCUGUCUUAGUGCUACCUGCUAUACUUUGUCUUGAAAAAUUUGCAAAAGAUCUGCAUGCCUACAUUUCCUGGUUGGUUUUCUCCCCCUCAAAAGAAUAGUAAUAUAAAGGUUUUUUCAUAAUACAAUACUAUUGAAAACAAACAAAUCUCAAUAAAAACAGAAAAAGAAAAGAAAAUGCAGAGUCCUGUCUCGAAGGUAGCUCUUAACCUCAACUCGCACAAAGAUGUCCUUUCUGCUCCCAUCCUCUCACCUUGGGAAACCUUCCCUUCUCUGCCUCUCAGUCAGGGUCCUUCUUAAACUCCUUGUGUGAAUAAUCCCAGUAAAGACCCAACAGCAGAGGACACCAUGGAAAACAAAAGAGGAAGGAAGGAAGGAAGGAGAGGAACAGAAGAGAAAAAAAGAAAGAAAACUAGAUAAAAAGGACUUCCCAUUUCUAUCUGUCAGUUAUAUACAAAAAAAAAACUGUUCAAAAUAUUCACUGGUUGGUUUUCAGAUUCUUCUUAAAGAAACUGAAUGGUAGCUCCAGGAAUCCGUUGCUCUGACACCUGUGCCAUUUCAUCUUCUGACAGGAGCGCAGCAGUUUAGAUGCCAUCCACAAGGCGCCUUGGAAAAGCCUCGCCAGGAUGCUCCUCCCGUCUCCACCACCAUUCACAUCUUGUCCCUUCUGCUGAGGCUCCGCCAGUGCUGCUGCCACCUGUCCUUGCUGAAAGUGGUAACUAUGUGAACAGGCUUGGAGGCACCCGGUUCAGAACUGUGGUGUGUAGUGGUUAGAGAGUGUUUGGAGUUUGGGAGACCAGGGUUCAAAUCCCCAUUUGGUCCUGAAGCUCCCUGGAUGGCCAGUCACAAUCUCUCAGCCUAGCCUACCUCACCAGGCUGUUGUGAGGAUAAAAUGGAGAGGGGGAGGAACCGUGUAGGCCACCUUGAGAUCCUUGGAGGAAAGGUGGGAUAUAAAUGUAAUUGCAAUAAGAAAGUUGCCAUGCCCCAUAUGUAUUCUUUACAUUGAAGGCUCUGGACCCGACUAACCUGAAUAGUGAAGGCAUCUCCCUCUCCUUGGAGGAGCAGCUCAGUGCUUUGACCUUGUCUGAACCCAAAGAUACCAAUGACCCUAUGGUGUACCUCUUUGGUACAGCUUUUAGCAUGGAUCUCUUCGAAGCAACCAAACAGAGCACCAAGGUAUCGUUAUUAUUACUUAUUUAGCAUGCGUAUGAAUCACCUAGAAUCCUAGAUCUCGUGACGGAUUUGCACCAAAAAGAAAUGCAGGAAUCAAAGAUCUGUAGAUAAAAACAGAACACAAAGAACAACAUUAACAUUCCUAAAGGGCUUGCUGAAAUAAAUAUGUCUUCACUGCAUGCCCCAAUCUGUACAGUGUUGACAUCUGCGUCUCCCCUGGGAGGGUUUUCUGUAACACUGAGGCUCUGUGCUGAAUUUUCUCUUCUGAGUAUAGCGAGAACUAAUUUCUAGGGCGUGAAGCACCACCAAAAAGCUCAGCUCCUGACAAUUUUGGUGAGCCCAUCUAUUAUUAUUUUAUUAUUAUUUAUUUGAAUUUGUAUACUGCCCUAUAUACCCGUAGAUCUCAGGGUGGUACAUAAAAAAACCAAACACAAAAUACUUAAUCAAAACAGAAACAGAAACAACCCAAUAAUCCCCCAUUCCACAACACAUUUUAAAGGGCAUCUGAUGUCUAUUAGGUGUGGUGCUCUUUAAGGUAACAGAGCUAUGACAAUCUUUUCUAGUAAGCUCUAAGGAUCAGGGUUUUCCUUCCCUCCACAUUUAUUUUUUUAAGAACCUCAAUACAGUUAAUUUCUUUAGCUCAGGAAUGGGAACCUUUGACCAUCCAGGACGACUCUCCUCAACCAGCAUGGUCAGUAGUCCGACAUGAACAACUACUGGCGGGGCACACAUUUCCCAUCCCUGAUUUAACAAUGCAAUCCUAACCAUGUCUACUCAAAAGAAUGUCCUGUUGAAUUCAGCGGAGCUUACUCCCAGGUAAGGGGUAGGAUCGCAGCCUAGGUAACCAUUUUAACAAACAAAAGCUAUAACUCAGUACAAAAUGUAUUUCCUUCUUAACAGUGUGCAGUCGAAACACACAGUGACAAAGAACCAAGUCUUCUGUUGUGGGAUUUAUUUGUGUACCUACGCAAUACUAAGUGGGCUGCCCACCUGUUUCAACUUUGUAGUGAUUUCAUAUAGCAAGAUGGGAAAUCCCAUCUUAGAUAUGGGUUCCUAAAAUUUGUACAGCUAACGUUACCAUUAGUACAUCUGGAGUCAACCUAUCAUGUUGUGUAGAGAGAAAUGGGGAUCAUCUCCAUUUGGCCCCUCCUCAACUGAGAUCAGUUCUGUAGCUUUAAGAAGUGGUAUCUGAGUUGGUUAUUUUUCCCUCUUCCCUCCCCAUCCACUUUUCCUUUUGUAUUGGGCUUACUAGUAGUUUGAUCAGGAUCAGAUCUCAGGAUUAUUUGCAGUAGAUCAGCAAGGGUUUCUGAGUCCCAUUGUUGAACAAUGAUAACAACAAAAUGUAUUUUCCAUCUAAAUUAGAUGGCUGGAAUAAAGAAAGCUACCCAAGUGUGGACUUUCGUGUGAAAGGAACGUGGGCUUAGGUCAUUUCUAGUACGGAAAACAAAAUCCUAGGCUUAGAAUGAGCUCAUAGACUUCUAAUUCUUUAACUCUGGCUUUGUGCCCUUUGCACCUGGCUCUGGUUGGCAGCUCUUAGAGUUCUAGUGAAGAGCAAGCCUUGUAUUUGCCCACCACUAUUUUAGAUUGCAAGCCCAAAGGCAUGACUCCCUUGUUAUUGAUCUCUUACACAAACAACUCUGAGGGCCUUUUCAGCUGGAGUGGAAUAAAAAUGAUUUAAAUAAAUGAGGCUUCAAUCUCAAGCAGAGUUACUUGAAAGUCAACCCCACUCAACUCAGUUGGACUUCUGAGUAAACCUGCUUAGGGCUAUAAGUGCAUUUUCCUCCCCCUCCUUCUAGCUGUCACAUCUCUUGGAAGAGCUGAAGGCCAUCAAAGGGCGUUCCCAGAAGGCGUAAGUACGGGCAUACCAUAUGACUUUCGAGGAAUAUCAAAGGGUGGGUUUGGAUGCUGUUUAAUGUUGGUGUGUAGGUAAUGGUGAGAAGGACCUGCAAUUGCCUCUCCAGAAGCAAAGGCAGGUAGAGUUGUCUGUCUAGAUAGGUGAUCACUCAGAAACACAGGGUUUUAUUCAGCUGAGUUUUACUCAGAGUAAACCAACUGGAAGUAAAGAACAUGGUGAAGUUACGCCUGCUGGUUUCAAUAGGUUUAUUCCAUAAAUCUUAGUUCAUACAAUGUAUAACGAUGUAUACGAUGUAUACCUUAGAGGAAGAACAAUACAGUCGUACCUCUACUUACGUAUCCCUCUGGAUAUUGAAUCUUUGGGUUACAGCCAUGGCAAACCUGGAAGUGUAUAUUUCCGGGUUUCACCACAUGCGCUCUAUUUACGUAAUUUUUGGGGUGUGAACAGACCCCCAGAACGAAUUAAGUUCAUAUCCAGAGGGUCCACUGUACGCAAAUAGACAAUUAAGAAGGGGCUUCUAUUUCACGGUGCAGUUUCUGAACACUUUUGCAGUGCCAACCUCAGGAUUCCAAAUGCAUUGAAAUCUGGGAGUAUUCAAAGAGGGCGAAAGGGAAAUGUAGAUCCCCAUGUGAACUGGUAAAGCAGGAAUGCGGAGGACUCUGCUGUUGACACGUCGUGGGGCUCCGAUUCCCACCAGCCUCAACCAGCCCAGUUAAUAGUCAGGGGUAAUGGGAGUUGUCGUCCAACAACAUCUGGAGGGCUGCAGGUCUUCAUUCAUGGAAUAAAGCUUGUAGCUUGCCUUUCUGUUUUCAAUACUUAACCCCGGAGAGAAAGCCAUCGCUAAUGACUUGGUAGAUUGAUUAAAUGAGUGGUGGAAAGAGAUCAAAAGGUACGAGAUCCAGUUCAAGAAGAAUAGUUUCCAGUAAUUUUAACAUUCACAAUGAUACUUGCUUGGCGUUUAUAUGCUUAUGUAUCGCAUUCCAGCCAUUUUAGAAUAUUAAUACUUAUCACUUUAUAUAGUACCACCUCAAAUGUUUUGAAGUACUUCGUAUACACGUAUCUCAGUACACUUUACAUCAGCCAGAAAAGACGGGCUGGUGUUUAAUUGUAUUUUUACAGUUUCAAGGCCUCCUUUUCAAAACACAAAGCUUUCCCAGCGUGGCAUAAGAACAUAACAAAAUGUUUAACAUUUCUCCAUAAACCUGCAUAUAACAGAAAGUAGGGGUGAGGUGAAGGCUGAGAAGCUAUAACUUGUCUAAAGCCAAUUUUAGUGGGUUUGUAGUUAAUGUGAGUUUUGCACCAGGGACUAGACUGAUUGAUUGAUUGAUUGAUUGAUUGAUUUCUCUCCCCUCCUCCUAGUGUCAUUGUUUCUCAGUGGACUAGUAUGCUGAAGAUUGUGGCAGUACACCUUGAGAAGCUGAGCAUGAAAUAUGCCACAGUGGAUGGCUCUGUGAAUCCUAAGCAGAGGAUGGAUGUGGUUGAGGAAUUCAACAAUAAUCCUGAAGGACCUGAGGUCUGGGAAAAGAUCAGAGAAGCUGCUGAGUUUUGUAGCUUGUUGUCACUGUGACUAGCGGUGCAAGGCCUGAUCCUUAAUUGCUAGGCAGGGUUAACCAGUAGCCAUUUUAGCCAAAAAUCUGACAGUCCUAUACCCACUUGCCUAGGAGUAAGCCCUAUUGCACUCAAUGGAAUUUACUUCUGAGUAAACAUUCUAGGUUUAACAUACCAUAUACUGUAAAAACAAGCAUUGCGGGGCACACAAUUCUGCAUUUAAGAAUUUCUGCUUUAUAAAACAACAAUCUAGGUUUCUAGUUCAUGUUGAUAAUUAUAUAGUCACCGGCCCGUAACAUUUCCUAGGUAGAUAUGAUAUAUAGGUAUAUGAUAUAUAGGUAGAUAUGAUAUAUAUAUAUAUAGAUAUAGUAGAUAGAUGAGAUUAUAUAUAUGAUUUUAUAUAUAUAUAUAUAAAUCUUAAAAUACAAUUAAAACAAAAAGUCAGUAAAAACAACAACAUAAACCUUCCCCUAGUAGAGACAAAAUAACACUUGUAAAACCACACUCUUGACUACAACCCUAGCCGCACUUCCCUGGGAACAAGCCCCAGUGAAUUCAGUAGGACUUACUUAUAAGUAGGCAUGGUUAGGAUUGCGCUGCAAGAGAAGGAGCGUAAGGUUUAUUUUGAAAUUAUACCAAAACAGCAAAGGUCUAGGUAGGGGUCUGUGGGAGGAGGUGAUAUUUCAGAUAACCUGGGUCCAAGCUGUCUAGGGUUUUAUAGGCUAAAACCAGCACUCUAAUUGAUUCUGGAAACAAACCAAGAAGCAGUGUAACUGGCAAAAUGUACGCAGGCUGUGCCAAAGAGAAAUGGUGUAUAAAUGUGUUGUGCAACACCUAACAGCUUUCUCUUGUCACAGGUGAUGAUGAUCUCUCUUCUGGCUGGAGGUGUUGGCCUCAAUCUAGUUGGAGGAAACCAUCUCUUUCUCCUUGACAUGCAUUGGUAAAAAUGCGGCAGCUUUUGCCACUUAACAGAAACCUUCUCGUGGUGUUUCUCGUGUGUGUGUGUGUGUGUGUGUGUGUGUGUGUGUGUGUUUGCAGCUGCAAGAAUCAGAUCUGAGUUGACCAAAAGGAUAGAAUCAGUCUAGAAGGGCUCCAAAUUAUGUAUUUGGUUCUUACAAAUCGUUGCAACUGGAAAAUAUAGUGCAUAUUUCUAUAAUCUGCAUAAGAGGGUUUUGUUUUCUUGUGAACUACUAAGAGGUUUUGCUAAAAUGAAGCGGCAUAUAAAUUUUGUUAAAUAAAUAAGAAAUAUUCACUGUUACAUCUGUUGUCAGUAAAUCAGCUUGUGUUAGCGAAUCGCCUUCUAGAUUAGUUCUUAGUUGGUCUUUGAGAAGAUGAGGAAGCAGGGACUCAUUGUAUCCACAAGCACCUUCAGUUCAAGGAACAGGAGUCCAGGUGUGCCACAGAACAGGGCGAGGAGGAUGACAAGAAGCUGGGAGGAAAUUGAGGGAGAUGUUGUCACUACUUCUUCCAAGGCUGAGAUAGAUUUAAAGUGUUAGGGGAUAUCUCUGACUUGCUUUUUGGCAAUCCUGUGUACUAGAUGUAAUUGUAUGAGCUAAAAUAUCUUUCAUCUAGAUUAACCUAUAGUUAUAAAGAGGGAAAUGACUGAACAGUUUCUUAAAUUUCAGGAAUCCAGCACUGGAGGACCAAGCCUGUGACCGCAUUUACCGCGUAGGACAGCAAAACGAUGUCACAAUCCACAGGUCAGGCUUUGCUUUUUGCACCAUCUCUGUUUGCAUAAUUUCUAGGGGUCGUGAGAUUUCUUCAGGUUCCAUAUGGAAGGGGGCUGAAGUUGGGGGGGGGGGAUAUUCUGAUCCACUCUCCUGAUCUCUUUUCAUGAGGUUUUUAAGUGAUCACAGCUCAGUUCUUCUAAAGCAGCGAUGGGGAGCCUCUAGCUUGCAAACUUGAUUAGGGCCUUGAAGCCCAUUUCCCCAAACUACACCCACUUGGCCAACACCUGAUGUUCCUUGUUGAAGCUUCACUGUCAUCAAAGGGGCUCCUCUUGGUGCCAAUCCACUGAUGGUGCUUCUUCAAAGGGGCUCACUUUCAGUGCUCCACAGAUUAUUGGUGCUGAGAAAAUCUGCUCAGAAAGUAAUUUGUCAGCUGAUUGGCAUCAACAGCCCGCUCCUUUGAAGAGUCUGCUUUCAGCACCAAUCAGCUGAUGGGUGCUGCAGGGAGUCCCUUUGAAAUCAUCACCUUGCAUCAUAUUGACACACAGUGAUUGUUAGGUGAACUGUCCCAUCGCCCUGUCAAAGCUGGCCAACAAGGUGGAAUCUGGCCUGAUUCAGUUCUUUGCACUGUGCUUAAUUUAUUUUGAAAGCUUGACCAAUGAAGAUGCACAAAACCUGUAUUCAUAAUGCUGUCUACUUGAUUUUAGGUUUGUCUGUGAAGGGACAGUAGAAGAAAAGAUCUCGGAGCUCCAAAGCAAGAAAAAAGAGCUGGCCCAGAAAGUGUUGUCAGGAAGAGUAGAUUCUUCGACAAAGCUCACCCUGGCAGAUCUCAAGCUCCUUUUUGGCAUUUAAACACUGUUUCUGUUUUAAAUAUGUGGUUGCCACGUUUGUGUGUGCCUUUUGAAAAUUCACUAUAUUAAUGAAUAAAAGUGGUUAAGUGUUGCCUUACUCCAUUCUUCAUAAUUAAACCUUUCUGUAGGAGGACGUACCCUACUUGUGAUCCUUUGAAAUUUAGGAAGAAUGAUCCGCCUGUGUCUGAUAUUGAAUCAUUGCUAGCUAGCCAGACUAUUGUCUUGUGUUUUUCCACCCACCUAGUAUGCUCCAUUGCAAGAUAAAUACUUCUCGUCAUAUCACAUGGCCAGCAAUGGCCAGAAUCCUUUCCUUUGAACUGCUGUCCCAAUGAACACCAACUGAGGCCACUUAGAAACCUGGUGUGCAAAGUCAUCCCUGCUCAUCAGCAAGAACUUUAGAGACAAAGCGGUUCAAACAGCAGUUGAAAGACUGAAGGUCGCAACUUGGGUGUGUUGUGCCAACAAGAUCUAAAACAACAAGCAAAUACUGCAGUUUGGAUCGGUUCAGAUCAGGCCAUAUACAGCAGAAGGACAGGCAAGCAUGUUAGGAGUUGGAUGGUACAACUGGGAGCGCUAACUGGAAAUCCCCAAGGAUAGCCAAAUCCUUCUAGUCCAGCAUCCUGUUCUCACAGUGGCCAGCCAGAUAUCUGUGGGAAAGCAGUGAGCAGGAUUCAAGCACAAAAGCACUCUUCCACCACCCCACUCCUAUGGUUUCUGCCAACUGGUAUUCAGGAAGACACUGUCUCUGACUGGAGGCAGAGCUUCUUCUUCUUUCUUUGGCGAUCACUCGUAGCUGAGUAAGAUUGUCUUCCAUAAACACGGUUUUAACAAUGAGUCCGUAAGUGACUGUGGAGGCCAGUUCUGGAUACACAUGUCCUUCCACAGUGGGGACAUUGGUUUCCGGGCAGGAGCUGAUCACGGUGUGGAUUUGCCAAGUGUG
Podarcis lilfordi (Lilford's wall lizard) is the source of this 25615-nucleotide messenger RNA. The record is from the annotation of a GenBank genome assembly. Lineage: Eukaryota; Metazoa; Chordata; Lepidosauria; Squamata; Lacertidae.